Molecule: messenger RNA, 5023 nt
Organism: Orcinus orca (killer whale)
Lineage: Eukaryota; Metazoa; Chordata; Mammalia; Artiodactyla; Delphinidae
Gene: DRC11
Product: IQ motif containing with AAA domain 1
Exons: 19
Coding region: 353-2848 (831 amino acids)
Molecular function (GO): ATP binding; ATP hydrolysis activity
Source: RefSeq, a predicted model, not a curated record
GGGAGCGCGCCGGCGGAGCGGACCCGCGCUGCUCAGGCGUAGCGUCCGUAGCUAGGUUCCGCCUCGCGCCUUCUCACUGCCGGGCCACAGUAAGGUUCCGGAGCCUGGGGGUCUAGACGAGGAGGCUCGAAUCCCCCUCUCGGCGGCUGCGCGCCUCCCUGCCAAUCGCCUUUCCCUUCCCAUCGCCUUUCCCUUCCCGAACUGAAAAGAUAUCCCCAACCCCAGUCCCUCCCUCCAGAAAGAACUUACCCCAACGCCCUCUGGGUGUGUCCCGACCCCUGAAGCCAGCCGCCCUUCAGAGGACAACAGAAGAGCUUCCCAGCGGGCGAGGGAAAGAGGGAAAGUAGCCAGCAUGUCGAACGCCAUGUAUAAUAAGAUGUGGCAUCAGACCCAGGAAGCCCUCAGUUCUUUGCUUGAUAAAGAACCUGAGAAGAUGAUGGAACCACAAAGAAAUCAAGUUUUCAUCUUCCAGAUGUUAGCCACCUUCUACAUAAAAUAUGUGCAGAUCUUUAGAAACCUGGAGAACGUCUAUGACCAGAUGGUCCAUCCACAGAAACGCAUACUGAUCCGAAAACUCCUGGACGGGGUGAUGGGUCGCAUCCUGGAGCUGAAGAAUGAGAUGGUUGAAUUGGAAUUAACCGAGUUUCAUUACUUGGAUGAUAUCUUACAGGAUCUAAAGUUGGUUCCUCAACAGUUAGAUAUCCCCAUACCGAAGUAUUUUCUGAAGGAGAGGUUGGAAGUAAUAAAAGGAAGAGAGAAAAUCCUUGCUCAACUAUUAGCCGACAGUGGAUUAGGCAUAACUGAAGAGAAAUACCCUGUAAAGCCUAUCCCCCUAGAAGAGGCUGUUAAAUUAAUCCAGGUCGCCGAGAGGGCGCGGCAAGGGCGCCUAAGAGCCAUGUUCAUGAAGCAGAUCUAUCUUCAAGAAUUCAGAGCAAUGCAAGCCAGGCUACUGGGCGAGAGAGUGGCCGACGUGGGGACUGCUGCACUGUGUAUCCAGAAGGUUUGGCGAGGUUUCCAUCAGUGCAAGAGAACUGAAAGAGAGAGAGAAGAGGAGAUGAUAUUCCUGGGUAUGAACCCGCCUCCUUUGUUUAAUGAAGUCAGUGCUGCAUUAAUCCAGGCUGACAGGGUGAGCCACCUGCGGGAUGAGGUGCAGGUAAAGCAUGAGGAAGAAUACAGAGAUGCCUUGGUUACAAUCAAGGAUGACUUGAAACUAAUAGAAGGUCCCGACAUCAAGGAGAACCUCCAAGAUGAGAUCCGGCGUUGGUUCAUCGAAUGCAGGAACUUAACGGGCACAUUUCCCAACUACCCUACAGAAGAAGAAGGAGGUUCCGCUAUUAUUUUUUCCAACAAGACACGACAACAGGUUAUCGAGGAUAUUAUUGCAAGCCAAGAAGAGGAGGAAAAAACCAAAAAGAAGAAAGGGGAAGAGAAACCCAAAAAAGGCAAAAAAGGAAAGGAAAAGAAAGAAACAAAGGAAAAAAAUAAGGACAAAGGUGAGGGCUGGCAGAUGUCGCCGAGUGUUUUCCUUCAUACGAUGCAAGAAGGAAACAACGUAUACAAAGACCUGUGGAAGAAUAAAGAUGAAUCGUGGAAUGUCCCCCAGGGCUAUGAUCCCGAACUGAUCAAAGCAGACAAACGGAAAGAAUUGGAGUCGGAGAUCAGGCUGCAGGUUGACGAGCUGAUGAGACAGGAACUAAAAAACUUAAAACUAGCUGUGAACAGAGAGAUGGAAUUAUCGGGCAAAACAGGAAGGAAGAAAGGAAGUAAAGAGAAAGACAAAAAAAGGAAAGUGGGGAAGAAGGAUAAAGACCCAACGGCUGACAGGACCAUCGAAUCUCUGUAUAAGGAACUAGUGGAAGAAGGCUUACUGAUCCAGGCUCUGAAAGUCAACCUCUCUGAUUACAUUGGUGACUACAGCUACCUGGGGAGUACUCUUCGCCAGAUGUCCACAGAACCCAUGCCUUCCCUCCUGGAUGUCCGACAGCUCAUCACGCUGUACGGGAUCCUGCCGCUAGGUUCUGAAGCAGUGCAUGAGAAAGCUCCUUUGGUGAAAUCCCUGCUCUUGGCUGGCCCAUCUGGGGUGGGGAAGAAGUUGCUGGUCCAUGCCAUCUGUACCGAAACGGGAGCCAACCUCUUCGACUUGUCCGCAGCCAACAUUGCCGGCAAAUACCCGGGCAAAAGUGGCCUCCAGAUGAUGCUGCAUAUGGUCCUCAAGGUGGCCCGCCAGCUCCAGCCCUCCGUGGUGUGGAUUGGAGACACCGAGAAAACCUUCUACAAAAAAGUCCCCAACGCCGAAAAGAAGAUGGAACCUAAGCGCCUGAAAAAACAGCUUCCCAAAAUCCUGAAGCUCCUGAAACCAGAUGACAGGAUUCUGAUUGUGGGGACAACACAGCGACCUUUUGACGCUGAACUUCAACCUCUUUGCAAAGUUUAUCAAAAAAUUAUUUUGGUUCCCAGACCAGACUAUGCUUCCAGAUAUGUUUUGUGGAAAGAAAUCAUUCAGCGCCACGGCGGAGUCAUCACCGGUGCCCUGAGUGUCAGUUGCUUGGCAAAGAUCACCGACGGCUUCACCCAGGGCCACAUCGUCCAGGUGGUGAAGGAGGUGCUCACGGAGCGCAGAAUCCGGCAGCAAACUCACAAGCCGCUCACCGCCCUCGAGUUCAUCCCGCCUCUCACCAGCAUGAGUCCCGUCUACCAAGAGGAAGAAGAGAGCUUUAAGGACUGGUACGCCAAGACCCCUAUGAGUAAAAAGCGAGCCUUGGCAUUAACAGGAGAUAACAAAGAAAACGAAAAGGACAAAGGAAAAGAGAAGGAGAAGAAAGGGAUAAAGGAGAAAAAGAAAAAGUAAUGCCUCUCUGAGGAGCCAGGGAUGGAGGUGGGCCCGACUCUCCAGGGGCAGAUUGACCAUUGCCUGUGUGAAGACCCACACUGAUGCCCGACGUCCGCCAGCCCUGCCCUCGCUCAGUUAGAUCUUCGUAGGCCGACCACCAAGUCAGUUGUGCAUAACAAGUGUUUCUAGAGCUUGUAAUUAUCUCUUAAUCUAUAUUAAAGUUUGUAUAUAAGCAAAACUCACUCUUCACACACUCCACAAUCUAUCCCAGUUGGACACUUCAUCUCGUCGGUACUAGUUGCUAAAUUUAAAUUUUGAUACUUAGAAAAUACCCUAAUCUGACAACUAGUAAAUUCAUUCAGUCAUCGGUGCUACUAGCUUUUUAUUAAUAAUCUUGCACAUAUCUUAAUAAAUUAAUUCUUUGCUCUAUUCAUGUAUUCUGUAUAAGGGAAUAGAAACUUUUUCUUGGACUGACUCAGUAAUUUGGUUGCUGGAGCUAAAAAAGAUCUUUUAAAUUAACGCUUUCAAUCUUCUGACUUUGAAGAUAGGGAAACUAAGGCCCAGGGCCACACAGCUAAUAUUUGGAACAUUGGGACUAUGUCAUUGCCUCUUAGUUCCCGGGUUCCUGCUCUUGGGAAACACUGGAGCAGCGGCAGGCCAAUGGCUAGAUGAAAACUACCACCCCAAAUGGGGUAAAAAUAGGAGAAGAGAAACUCUAAAUAAAGAAGUAAGAAAUUCUAAGAAAGAAAAAGAUUAAAGAAUAGAAAGGUGAGGGUCAAAAGAUAAAUUUCAAUUUUGUAAGAAUCUGAAAGUUUACUUGGCGGCAUAUUGUAAGUAACCCGCUUCUAAAUUGUGGUGAGAACACAAAGGAAGGAGACAAAUUGAGCUGCGAUAAAUUCACUGGAAUUUAAUUCAAAUUAACUACUGCGCAGUUUUUGGUUACACCACAGAAAGUUCUACAAUCUCCUAGUCCAUAGACCAAGCUAGAUCUCCAGGCUUUCCUGGGAUUUUCAGCGGGUUAGAUCUUUAAUGCCCAAAACUACCAGUGGUUCCCAGCUGUCUUCUGGCCACCAGCACAUACCCCUCAGCCUGUGUCUGUACAGGACAUAAACACAAAUUAGGACAGAAAGAGACAGCCCCAGGCUCCCGAGUUCUGCAUGUGCUCUGUACAAACUGGAAAGCCAUCCCUCAGAGUCUGUCUUCUUGAACAAACUCCACCUUCCCGGUGCCCCGCCGUAGAUUUGCCUUCUCAUACCAAAGGAACCCCAAUUUCUGCAGACUGUCUGCCUGCCCUCCCCUUACCCACCCCAGACUGUGUCUGGCCAAGGCUCAAAGUGGCCUGAGAGGUGGGCGGACUCCCCAUCCUAAGCUCAGAGAGCAGUGAAAUGUUCGUCUCUCCAAGGUGGCCCACGGAGACCCUUUCUUUCACAUGUCAUGGAAGCAGACUCUUGGUUUUGACCCAAGAUGAGAGCUCCAAGGCUCUAGGGUUUGGUGUUCAUUGCAAAAUAAUAGGAUCUGGAUUGUAAAGCAAUGAAAAUCAUGAUUGUAAAGGAAUAAGCGUUAUGAAAAUGUUAAUGGUGGACAACACCUUUUAACUUGGUCUGACUGUGAAAAACAAGCACACUUUUCAGAACUCAUACAAACCUGUGUAGGUAGAGCUUACUCAACAAUCACUAAUUAAUUUAUAAAAAAUGAAACAGACCCACAAACAUAGAAAACAAACUUACGGUUACCAAAGGGGGAGGUGGGAGGAUGUUAGGAGUUUGGGAUUAACAGAUACACACUACUGUAGCUGUAGCACAGGGAACUGACUGUAUUCAAUAUCUUGUAAUAACCCAUCAUGGGAAAGAAUCUGAAAAAGAAUAUAUAUAUAUAUCUGAAUCACUUCACUGUUCACCUGAAACUAACACAACAUUGUAAAUCAAGUAUACUUCAAUAGAAAAUUUAAAAAUUUAAAUGGCCACAUGUGGCUAGAGUGCCUAGCAUAUUGAACAGUGCAACUUUGGAGUAAUUUUGAGUCUUAAAAAUUGGCAAAAAUCGUCUACAUAUCGUCCCUACGGGCUCACUCUCUCAUAGCACAUUCACACUGAGACGUGAUCUCCACUGGCCGCUCUGUUUUCUCCCAAACUGUGACUCCCUGCCCUUUCCAGUGCUAGGUUUUCACUCUGUUUCACGUGGCUCCCAUCAGCCAGC